AUGGCAAGUAAUCUGCCAAAGUCACCUGCAGAUGUGCAACAAAAAGAUAUCUUUCAUGCCAUCAGGAAUAACGAUUUGCCAAAAGUCCAAAGUCUACUCAAUUCCUGCAGUGUUCAUUCAUCAAAUAUUGUGGAUGAAACCAAUAAAAACAAUACACUCCUGCAUUGUGCUGUGGAAAAAGACAGGUAUGAAAUAGUUCAGGAACUAUUAUUGGAAAAGUGGAAAAUAAAUAUAAACGCGCAAAAUGAUGAUGGUGAUACUGCCCUGCACGUAGGCGCCAAGAAGAACUCCGAUCGACUGAUAUAUUUGCUCCUCAAAAAAGGAGCAAUCUGCGAUGGUAUCAACAAGGAAGGCAAAACAUUUCUGGAUGUUGUCAGGAUAUUGGCAACCCAAAUGGGUUUCUGCAAAAGCAAGGACAAAAUUGCGAAGAGCGUGGAUAUAUCUAACCAACCGCGACCAUCUCGAAUAGUUACAGGGCAAAGUGAGGAGCAAAAAAUAAAAAUUACUGAGAAAAAAGCUGCAAAUAUUACAGUCGAUAAAAAUAAACAAAUAGUAUCUUCACUUUUAUUGGAUAGAAAUACUAAAAUAAACAAUAUUACCAAUAAAAAUUGGUCCCUUCUGCACAUUGCGGCACAUAAUGGAGAAUUAACAAGGAUUAAACACUUGAUAAACCUUGGAGCCAAAAUAGAUGCCGAAUGUGAUGACAAGUUGACACCACUUCAUUUUGCUUCCACGAAUGGAUUUAAGGAUGUAGUUGAACUACUGAUCGACAGAGGAGCGAAUAUUGAAGCUAUCGACAAUAAACGACGGACGCCAUUAUAUGCUGCAUCUGAAAAUGGUCAUUUGGAGGUAGUGCAGUUUCUGAUUAGUAAAGGCACCAAUGUCAAUGCUGCUAAUAAACGAAAUUCGACUUCAUUGCACGCUGCAUCUCAAAAUGGUCACUUGGAGGUAGUGCAGUUUUUGGUUAAUAAAGGCGCAAAUGUCAAUACUGUUAAUAAUGAAAAUUGUACUGCAUUGUAUUUUGCAUCUCAAAAUGGUCACUUGGAGGUAGUGCAGUUUCUAAUUAGUAAAGGCGCCAAUGUCAAUGCUGCUAAUAACACAAAUUGGACUCCAUUGCACAUCGCAUCUCAAAAUGGUCACUUGGAGGUAGUGCAGUUUCUAAUUAGUAAAGGCGCCAAUGUCAAUGCUGCUAAUAACACAAAUUGGACUCCAUUGCACAUCGCAUCUCAAAAUGGUCACUUGGAGGUAGUGCAGUUUUUGGUUAAUAAAGGCGCAAAUGUCAAUGCUGUUGAAAAAGUAAAUUGGACUCCAUUGCACAUCGCAUCCCACAAAGGUCAUUUGGAGUUAGUGCAGUUUCUGAUUAGCAAAGGCUCCAAUGUCAAUGCUGUUAAUAAUGAAAAUUGUACUGCAUUGUAUGUUGCAUCUCAAAAUGGUCACUUGGAGGUAGUGCAAUUUCUGAUUAGUAAAGGCGCCAAUGUAAAUGCCGCUAAUAAUACAAAUUGGACUCCAUUGUACGUCGCAUCUAUGAAUGGUCAUUUGGAGGUAGUGCAGUUUCUAAUUAGUAAAGGCGCCAAUGUCAAUGCUGCUAAUAACACAAAUUGGACUCCAUUGCACAUCGCAUCUCAAAAUGGUCACUUGGAGGUAGUGCAGUUUCUAAUUAGUAAAGGCGCCAAUGUCAAUGCUGCUAAUAACACAAAUUGGACUCCAUUGCACAUCGCAUCUCAAAAUGGUCACUUGGAGGUAGUGCAGUUUUUGGUUAAUAAAGGCGCAAAUGUCAAUGCUGUUGAAAAAGUAAAUUGGACUCCAUUGCACAUCGCAUCCCACAAAGGUCAUUUGGAGUUAGUGCAGUUUCUGAUUAGCAAAGGCUCCAAUGUCAAUGCUGUUAAUAAUGAAAAUUGUACUGCAUUGUAUGUUGCAUCUCAAAAUGGUCACUUGGAGGUAGUGCAAUUUCUGAUUAGUAAAGGCGCCAAUGUAAAUGCCGCUAAUAAUACAAAUUGGACUCCAUUGUACGUCGCAUCUAUGAAUGGUCAUUUGGAGGUAGUGCAGUUUUUGGUUAAUAAAGGCGCAAAUGUCCAUGCAGUUAUUAAUGAAAAUUAUACUUCAUUGCAUAUCGCAUCUCAAAAUGGCCACUUGGAAGUAGUCCAGUUUCUUAUUAGUAAAGGCACCAAUGUCAAUGCUGCUUAUAACACAAAUUGGACUCCAUUGCACAUGGCAUCUCAAAAGGGUCACUUGGAGGUAGUGCAGUUUCUGAUUAGUAAAGGCGCCAAUGUCAAUGCCACUGGUAACACAAAUUGCACUCCAUUGCACAUCGCAUCCAUGUAUGGUCAUUUGGAGGUAGUGCAGUUUGUGAUUAGCAAAGGCGCCAAUGUUAAUGCCCCUGAUAACAAAAAUUGGACUCCACUGCAUGUCGCAUCUGGAAAAGGUCAUUUGGAGGUAGUGCAGUUUCUUAUUAAUAAAGGUUCCAAUGUCAAUGCCGCUAGUCACACAAAUUGGACUCCAUUGCACAUCGCAUCUCAAAAUGGUCACUUGGAGGUAGUGCAGUCUUUGAUUAGUCGAGGCGCUAUUGUAAAUAUUCGCAAUUUAAAUAAUUGGACCCCACUGCACUGGGCAACCUAUAAGGGUCACAAAAAUAUCGUCCAACUAUUAAUAAACAAAGGCGCAAAUCCUGAUGUAGCAAAUACCAAUAACAAGACGCCGAUGGACCUUGCUGUUGAAGGAGAAUAUAAAGAAAUUGUUGAACUACUGCAAACUAAAACAACCAAAUGA
Ctenocephalides felis (cat flea) is the source of this 2766-nucleotide messenger RNA. RefSeq names its product ankyrin-3-like. Bases 1 to 2766 code for a protein of 921 amino acids. NCBI's taxonomy places the organism in Eukaryota, Metazoa, Arthropoda, Insecta, Siphonaptera, Pulicidae. The transcript is spliced from 2 exons. The record is from RefSeq and is a predicted model, not a curated record. Gene Ontology annotation, molecular function: protein binding.